This is a messenger RNA of Rhopilema esculentum, 2513 nucleotides long. Its product is annotated as cap-specific mRNA (nucleoside-2'-O-)-methyltransferase 1-like. Gene Ontology annotation, cellular component: nucleus; cytoplasm. Gene Ontology annotation, biological process: methylation; 7-methylguanosine mRNA capping. The record is from RefSeq and is a predicted model, not a curated record. Gene Ontology annotation, molecular function: nucleic acid binding; methyltransferase cap1 activity. Lineage: Eukaryota; Metazoa; Cnidaria; Scyphozoa; Rhizostomeae; Rhizostomatidae.
UGUAAGCGUAAGGGGUUCGCUGGUUCGUGGAAAUGAUAAAUGUGUCCACAUUUCUAAAUAACCAACAUGUCAUUUAUCUGACUGGAGAUAUAGAUAGCUUUGCCAGCGUCCUUGAAAUUUCUGAAUGAAUAAUGGCUUUCAACAUUCCAAAUGCGCGUAAACGGACCUUGUCUUCAGACACAACAGAAAGCAGUGAUAACGAGAAUGGUGACAUCAGCCCAAGUAAAAGUACAGAGAGAAAAUAUGCUAGAUAUGAUUUCAAUUCUUUGCCAGGCUUCGAACGUGCAUCUGAAAACAUUGUUGAGGAUGAUGAUGAAGAAGAUGAUAACUUUACUGAUGAAAAGCCAGGAAUGUCUGGUGGAAACUACAGCAGCUUGGCCCAAAAGCUUAUGGAAAACAUGGGCUAUGUGGAGGGCAAAGGAUUGGGAAAAUAUGCUCAAGGGCGUGUUGAUAUUAUUGAGUCUUCAAAACAGAGAGGUAGACGAGGUCUUGGUUUGCAGCUAACUGGUUUAGAUGCAGAUGAAAAGGCAGACUGGUCAAUAGAGGAAGAAGAGGAAGAAGUUCCAGUUCCUGAUUGGAUUCCUUCAUGUGAGCUGCUGCCACCAAAUCUUGAUGAAAUGGAAGAAUGGCCUACUAUAAGUCCAAGGAACGAAACCAUUGAAGAUGAGACUGAUUUCUGUGAUCCACAAGUUCUGGAAGGCAUUUUAGAUUCAAAGAAACUUUUUGACAUGCUUGGCACUGAUGAGUUUCUGAAAGCACGAACAAGGGCCAAUCCUCAUGAGACCAUUCGCGGUGGAAUUUUUCAAAACAGAGCCGCAAUGAAGAUGGCCGAGCUAGACGCAUCAUUUGAUUUCAUGUUUACAGACCCAAGGAACCAUGAAGGACAGAGCGUUUUGGGGACAAAUGAUCUUUUAUAUUUUGCUGACAUUUGUGCUGGCCCAGGCGGGUUUUCCGAGUAUGUUCUAUGGAAAAAGAAAUGGCACGCAAAAGGUUUUGGGCUCACAUUGAAAGCUGAUGGUGCAAAUGAUUUCAAACUAAAUGAUUUCCUGGCUGGAUGUCCGGUGACGUUUGAACCGUAUUACGGUGUCGGUGGAUACGAUGGUGAUGGCGAUAUUUUCAGAGAAGAUAACCUUAUUGAAUUUCGCAAAUUUGUUCUUGAGAAUACCAAUAAUCUUGGAGUUCAUUUUGUAAUGGCUGAUGGUGGAUUCUCCGUGGAAGGUCAAGAAAAUAUCCAAGAAAUUCUCUCAAAACAACUUUAUCUAUGCCAGUUUCUUUGCGCAUUGUCAAUAAUACGUCCAGGUGGGCAUUUCGUUUGCAAGCUGUUUGAUACCUUCACCCAUUUCAGUGUGGGCUGUAUGUAUCUUUUGUAUCGAGCGUUUGAAGAUGUCUGUAUUUUCAAACCAGUGACAAGCCGACCAGCAAACUCUGAAAGAUAUAUAGUAUGCAAAGGUAGACGCACAGACACUGAUGCUAUACACGAUUACAUGUUUGAUGUCAACCAGCAAAUUAACCGAAUGAAGAGGACCAAACAGGAUGUCAACCAGAUUGUACCAGCUAGUAUCAUAAAAGACGAUGAAAAUUUUUUCGAGUACAUAUACAAUGCAAAUAACAAAAUUGGAAGAAGACAAAGCAGAGCACUUUUAAAGCUAAAGACUUUUGUACAGAACACCGCUCUGCUGCAUCCAAACCAAGGCGAUGUAAGAAAAGAAUGUCUGAAAAGAUGGAAGGUUCCAGAUGAAUUGAGGGCAGCAGUGAACAGAAAUAACGCCGAUGAGAGAUAUGCCGUUUUGAUUAAGAAUAUAAGGAUAAAGACAGACAUUGAAAUCCUAACUGAGGCUGUAAUGAAGCAGAGGCUUACAAAUAUUUUAGACUACAAAUGUGCUAUCGCUGGAGGUGUUCGAAUGUUCUUGUUAAGCUUGGGGCGCUUCCACAUAUUCAAAUGGGAACCGAAAAAUGUCUACAGCGGACCUAGUUGGAUAAAAAUCGAUGACCCAAAUUUUGAGCUGCCAAGAGACACUCUCAUUGAAGCGGAACUAGUACCAGAAUUCAAAGGAGAGGGGCGCGGACAAAGGCGUUUGCAGGCUGUUCAUAUAAUUGAUGCUAUAUAUCUCGGAGGCGAUUACAUUGCGGAUAAACCUUUAACUUACAGAAUCCAGCAGAUUGAACUUUUCACCAAAGCCAUCAAUAAACCAUCCAGACCUGGGUUAACUGCUGUCAGGUUUAAGAAGGCUUAUCGCUUGAAUGAUGUGUAUCAAAUAUUUGGAAGGAUGGCCGUACAUCAGAUGAAAAGCAGAGGAGUGCAGAAGUUAUGUUAUGAUGUCAUUGACGAUAAAUACUUUGUUCCGACGGGCUUGCAUUUCUUCAAGUGUGUCAAAGGUAUAAAAUUGUCACUUUUCUGUUGUAUUAACAUUGUCUCUUUCAAUUCCCAGUACAGGGUUUUUCACGGAAUCAGCAGACGAUGCUGUAAAUACUUUUUUCAUUACAUUUGGCCAGAAUGAUGCUUUGGGAAGGAG